Symbiodinium sp. CCMP2592 is the source of this 1848-nucleotide messenger RNA. The record is from the annotation of a GenBank genome assembly. Lineage: Eukaryota; Dinophyceae; Suessiales; Symbiodiniaceae.
AUGCCUAAAUUAGUUAUGGCUUCGUUGAUGGACCAGCAGUUUAUCGCGGGUAUCGGCAGUCUGGCGCUGGCUUUCCACCUACAUGCGACAUGCGGAGGUCAUUGGUGCGGAGUGUCGCAGGCACUCGGGAAAGGGACGACAUCCGAUCAGCCACCGCUCAGUGAGAGUGAGAUCUCACGUCUGGAGGAAGACCUUGUGCAGGUGCGAAUACAGAUGUUCAAGAAGCUAUCGCGAGUGUUGGUCCAUUGUGCCUUUUGCACCGUGCUGGUGUUCAUUGUGGAGUUUGCGUCGGAGCCGAACACUUAUUCGGCAACUUUGCUGGCUCUUGCCGUUUUGACUUAUGUGAUCUACCAUUUGGUGAAUACGGGUCGCGUGGACGUCACUGACCGGCUGCUUAGGCCGCUAUGCCCUGUCCUCAACGGUAUUAUCAUGACAGCUCUUGUGACCAGUGCCUAUGUGAGUCGGACCGAACGGGACUACAUCGCACGCUUCGGGCUCUGCUCGGGCGGUCAGAUCCUUCUGGGCGUCGUCUUCGGCCCUCGGAGGUCCAUAGCCAUCUCGAUUUGCUACGCUAUUUCUUUCUCCUGGAGCAUGGCCGUCACCCACGGCCGGACUGCAAUAUCUCCCUUGUUCCUUCUUCAACAGGCCUUCCAAGCUGCAAUCGGAAUCAUGGUGCCUGGCUUCGUUGAGUCCGCUCUGCGUGAGCGCAUCGUCGCUUCCAUCCGAUCUGAAGAUGCCGAUUCACUGAUCUUUGGCUUCCGGCAGAUGUUGAAGGGCAUUUGCGAUGGAGAGCUGCUUCUUGACAGUGAGCUCAAAGUUUUCGGCAACACCGCGUGCCUGCAGCGGUUGCUUGCCACCAAGAAGGAUUUCCGUGGAUGUCCGCUGAAGGAACUCAUAGACGGAGCCGAUGAUGUGGAGAACUUCGAGAAGUUCGUUGCCGCCUCCCUUGAAGAGCCGGGUACGGAGAGGUGCGAGAGCGAAAAGAGCGCUCCGCGGUGUCUGCGGGUGCCGCUGAGGUCCCCGUCGGGCCGGAUCGUGAAAGUAGACGUGUGCCAUGUGCUGCUGCCACAGCUCUAUGGCAGAAAGGAGUUACAUCAUCUGCUAUCGCUGACGGAAGAUACUGAAUCUCGCCAGCCAGAGGCAAUGGCGCUGAAGCAGGCCGAAGCACAGCUGGAGCUCUUCCGCAAAGUCAGGGGCGCCUACUCGGCAAGCCAGUCUGCUGGCUCCGUGUCCAGCUGCGAGACAUUUAUUGAGAGUUGCGAAGAGCUCGCUGAGAUGACCUUGGUAUUAAAUGGGAGCACCGAGCUCAUCGACAUUGAGGAAGCCCAUUUCCGGUUCCACCGAGAAAGCAGUGCGCAGAAGUUAGGGCUCGGCAUGCCGACUCUGAAGCGCUUCGCACGGCCGCUGGACUGGCAGGGCUUCUCAUCCUUCCUGCGCCGCUACGCCCGGCAGGUGGCCAAGGGGAAGUUACCCACAGAGCAGAGCAUGAAUGGCAUCACGUUGCGUUUGCCAAGUGACUCCAAGAAGCAUAUCAUCGCCCGGCAGGGCACCCUCAGUUCGCCCUUCGCGCGGAAUGCGCCAUCGGAUCCUGUUCAUCUCAUCCUGCAGCUGACGGACUUCCGAGGGGAGCGGCCGCAGGAAGUACCUUCACGGCUCGAAGGUGUCGACGAGCUGCAGUCCCCACGGUCGCAUCGAAGUCGCCAAUCACAGGAACGACAUCUGCGGUUUGCCGACGAUGAGGUCCAGUCUCCGCAGUCGUUAAGAACAGGUGAGACUGGCCCAGGGCAUGCACGGGCGUCCAGCGAGAGUUUGGGGGCCUUGUCUGAUCAGGACUUCUCUCCUACUUGA